Manacus vitellinus (golden-collared manakin) is the source of this 5224-nucleotide messenger RNA. It is a transcript of the gene VWA5B1, whose product is annotated as von Willebrand factor A domain containing 5B1. NCBI's taxonomy places the organism in Eukaryota, Metazoa, Chordata, Aves, Passeriformes, Pipridae. The transcript has 22 exons. Bases 156 to 4091 code for a protein of 1311 amino acids. The record is from RefSeq and is a predicted model, not a curated record.
UCGCCUUCAGGAUUCCUCCUGUCCCUCCUGCCCCCCCAGCCCGGCCGCAGAGGGGCUGGAAGAGUGGGUGAAGUUGCUCCAACCCCCCCAUUCCCUUCCUCCUCCUCCUCUCUCCCAGGAAAGCUCCCCACCAUCGCCGACAGACCCCCGGGAAGAUGCCAGGGCUGGUUAACUGGGCGACCCUCUCCCCGCUGCCCCUCACCACGUCGGAGGUGACAUCUUGUGUCAGCGGCUACGCCUUCGGGAUGACAGCCCUGCUCACCUACCACAACCCAGACCCCCAGGCUUUGGAAGGUCUCUUUGUGUUCCCCUUGGAUGAGGGCACGGCCGUCGUGGGCUUCGAGGCGGCCGUGUCCCGGCGCGUGGUGACGGUGCAGAUCAAAGACAAAGCAAAGAUAGAUGACACCUGCUGGGGCUCUUUAGACAGUGCUGAUGUGUGCAGUGGGGGCUGCUUCGGGUGUUUGAUCCAGAGAUGGGGGGAAUGUGUUCCACUGUUGUGCCACCAUGUCUUCCUGGUGUGGUCCUGUCUCUGUGCAGGAAGGAUCCUGAUGGAUGAGGACCUGGAGAGGAUUGUUUUUGUGGCUAACCUGGGCAUGAUUCCUCCCCUGGAAAGCAUCUCCAUCUUCAUCAGCACCUCCUCUGAGCUGCAGACUACGCCCAGUGGGGCUGUGAGGGUCCUUCUGCCGGCUGUGUGUGUCCCCAGGGUCCCCCAGCCCAGCCUGGAGAAUGCCAGCAGCCCUUCCAGCCACCAGCUCCAAACGUACGGAAAACCAGGGCACUGUGGAUCAGGGAGCCCGGAUCAAGGGAGCAGGUUCUGCCUGGCUCAGCUGCUGGAGAGUGAGGCCACCAACCCCUUCGAGUACGAGUUCAGCUUCCACCUGGAGAUUCGGGGGCCGUGCCUGCUGGCAGGCGUCGAGAGCCCCACCCACGAGAUCCGAGCAGACGCCAACCCCUCGGCUCACUCCGCCAAGAGCAUCGUCAUCACCCUGGCCAACAAACACACCUUCGACAGGCCCGUGGAGAUCCUCAUCCAUCCCAGCGAGCCCCACAUGCCUCACAUCUUAAUGGAAGAAGGUGACAUGACACCUGCAGAGUACGAACGACACCUGAAGGGGAAGAAUGAUUUCAUUAAAGGCACUAAGAAAGACCCCAGUGCCGAGAAAAAGACAGAAAUCAUCAGGAAGCGGCUGAACAAGGACAUCCUCCACCACCCCAUCAUCAUGCUCAACUUCUGCCCUGACUUGAGGACUGUUCAGCCAGGCCUUCAGGAUGCCCAAGGCGAGUUUAUCUUCCUCAUAGACCGGAGCAGGAGCAUGAGCAGCGGGAACAUCAACCGUGUCAAGGAUGCCCUGUUGGUCAUUCUCAAGAGCCUGAUGCCAACGUGUCUCUUCAACAUCAUCGGGUUUGGAUCCACCUUUAAGACCCUCUUUCCUGCCAGUCAGGCCUAUUGUGAGGAGAGCCUGGCCCUGGCCUGCAAGAGCAUCAGGAGAAUCCGUGCUGAUAUGGGCAGCACCAACAUCUUGUCCCCUCUGAAGUGGGUCAUCCGUCAGCCCAUCCACAGGGGCCACCCCCGACUGCUCUUCCUGCUGACAGAGGGGGCCAUCAGCAACACGGGGAAGGUUCUGGAGCUGCUGAGGAACCACUCCUGCUCCACCAGGUGCUACAGCUUCGGCAUCGGGCCAAACGCCUGCAGGAGGCUGGUCCGGGGUCUGGCUGCCGUGUCCAGGGGCAGUGCCGAGUUCCUGGCGGAGGGAGAGAGGCUGCAGCCCAAGCUGAUCAGGUCCCUGAAGAAGGCGAUGGCGCCGGUCCUGAGCGACGUGUCCGUGGAGUGGGUCUUCCCCGAGAGCACCAAGGCCUUGGUUUCCCCUGUCAGCACCAGCUGCCUCUUCCCUGGUGACCACUUGGUUGGCUAUGGCGUCAUCUGUGAUACCUCCCUGUACCUCUCCAACCCCAGAUCCGACAAGCGGCGGUGUUACAGCACGAUGCGCUCCCAGGAGUCGGGCAGCUCUGUCUUCUUUCACUCCCAGGAGGAGGGAGCAGACAUGGACAGCUGGAAUCACUCCAGAGACUCGGAGGGCUCCUGCCCUGCCGAGCGCUCCCCCGACCACCUGGGGGUGGGCAGAGAUCCCGGGGGAGAGUCGGACACGGACACGGGAAUGGAUGUGAAGGGUUCCUCCAGGAGACGAGCAUACAGCACCACCCAAAUCGCUGACCACAAGCCUGGCAGGAAGGUGCCCACGGCCAGUGAUCCCAGCACAGCCCUGGUGAAAAACCCCCUUCGGAAAACCCACCUGCAGGACCUGCAGCAGGUCAGCCCCGACCCCUGGCAGGUGGAUUUCCAGCCCUUCCCAGCCAGCCCUCAUGGCUCUACCACCAGGAUCCGUGGCACAGGUGCCAGGCGCCCGUCCCUGCUCCACCACGGCUGUGUGUCCUUCUGCCACGACGCCAACUCCCCGCCAGUGCUGGACGGGCUGCAGCAGACUCCAGGAAGGGGCUUUGAAGCACUCGAUGCCAGUGUGAGCCUGCGGUCCUCGUCGGACAGCCGGAGCCCUGGGGACCCGGAGUCUGCCCAGCAUCCAUCCCUCACGUUGGAGACGGAGACCUCCUGCGAGUGGGAGCCACAGGACCUGGACAUCGGCGCUGCCUGCGGCUCCCCCAGGACCCUCUGCAAGGCGGUGGUGAAGGGGCUGAGGAACAACGAGCCCGUGCAGUGGGAAGUUCCCUUUGACAUCCGCCCUCUCCUCCGGGAGCGGGAGAGCCAGGGGAACGGGGACACAGACCUGUGGAGUGAGACCUUCCACCACCUGGCAGCCAAGUCGGUCAUCCGGGACUUCGAGCAGCUGGCCGAGAAGGAGUGUGAAAUCGAGCACGGGUCCGGGCGGCGGUACCAGCUCAACGCUGUCCACACCAGCAAGGCCUGCAAUGUCAUCAGCAAGUACACGGCGUUUGUGCCAGUGGAUCUGAGCACGGGCUCCUACCUGCCCACCCUGGUCCAGUACACCCACAUAGGUAACGUGUCAGCCUGUGGCCAGAAUGGAGACAAUAGAUUUUACAGCACAAAUGCCGAGGAGAGCAGCCUGUCCCCCUCCAGCACCCCUCCCUCCUCUGCCUGGGAGCGUUGCCGUCUCCCUGAAGGGCCACUCCAGAGCGUGUCUGCUUCCUCUGCACAAGCCCAAAAGUCCAUCGAGAGGCUUUUUGCUGCCAGGCUGACCCUCAAUAAAACCAGGCUGCUGGUUCGAGCUGCCAAAGGGUUCAUGAGUAAAUCUCCAAACAGAGGGAGCAAAGCCAGCUCUGAGGGUGACAAUGAGAGCAUGAACUACCUUCCCCUGGUGUCCCUGCAGCUGGCCUGUGGUGCCUUUCUCCUGAACUCAGCCUUCUGCAGUGCCGUCAACAUCCCCAUGGAGAAGCUGAAGUGGACGUCGCCCUUUGCCUGCCACCGCCUGUCCCUCAGCCCCUCCAGCUCCUACAACACCAAGAAGACCAGUCCCUCCGUGGAGCACAGAAACUUCGGCUCCAGCCAGCAGCUCCUGGUGCCUGAUGGGCACGGGAAGAGUCCCACCAGCAGAGACACCUCUCGGGGCGCGGUGCUGGAAGGCCCCGGCAGCCACAGGGAGGACAGCGGGCGCCUCCGGCACUCCUCGGGCAGCGCGGUGGAGAGCAGCUCCAGAGCCCUGACAGCCGAGAAGGAACCGGCCCCCCCGGCCAUCACCAUCCGCCGCUUCUCCUCCCCGCAGAGCGCGCUGGGCUCGGCCGAGUGGGAACCCGACAGCGGCCGGGGCUGGGAGGCAGACAGCUCCGAGGUGCAGGCACUGCUCCUCCACGUGGAGCUGCAGCGGCAGACGGAGCCCGAGGGGAUGCUCUGGGCCACGGCGGUGGCCCUGGCCUGGCUGGAGCACAGCUCAGCUUCCUACUUCGUCGAGUGGGAGCUGGUGGCUGCCAAAGCCAGCCUGUGGCUGAGCGGGCAGGACUUCCCGGAGGGAUCCAGCCUGGCCACGGUGAAAGCUGCAGCCCAGCAGCUCUUCGUGCUCCUCCGGCACUGGGAUGAAAACCUGGAGUUCAACCUGCUGUGCUACAACCCAGGCAGUGUGUAGAGAGGGUGAGGAGGGAGGCUUGGGCCGAUUACUGAGGGUGCAGGAGCAGGGAUCAAACCUUAAGGAAACACCUCCAAGCCUUCAAGGAGCUCCUCAGCUGCAGGGCUAUGUGUGUUUAUUAGAGCAAACCCUGUGAAUGGAGCAGUCCAGGCUCCAUCCUGCACUCAGCAGUCGGAGUUUUGCCCUGGGAGGGAACCUUCAGCUGCUCUUGCUAUUUAUUUUCAGCUGGAGCAGCACUUCCAGCUACAGCAGUUUCCUCUGAUCCUGGUUCCUUCUGGUUCCCAGAGCAGAUCUUGCUGCCUACUCCACUUGCCCUGUCCGUGCUUGGCUGCCUCUUCCCAGUCCCAAAUUGCUGCCAAGCCCCUGCUGCAGCCCCCCAGCCCUGAGUCCCUGCUCUCCUGAGGCUCCUGACUGGCUCCUGCCAUCUCAGAUGGCUUCCAGGGAAGAUUAACAUCUGACAACAUGCUCAUCACAUGGAUCAAAGGGAAUCUGGGCUGGGAAUGACCAUCUGAACAGCAGCCCUGCUGUCACAGCCAGGAGGAUCAAGCCCAGCCACGCACCAACAAGCUGAGCCAGUUGGAGAGUGGGACCAAACCCCAUCCCAUCCACAUGGUGCUGGGCUCCCUCAGCCCCCCUGCAACCCCAGAGGGAGUUUGUGAGACCCCUUGCAGCCAAUGUGUGCCUUCAAAGCUUCACAGGCAGAGCAGGGGCACCUGGGAUUGAAGGAUCAAGUGCCUAUGGAGGGAAUCGCACGUCUCUGUCUCUGGCAUGGCUGUGAUGCCCGUGGAGCCCAUCCAAAGCCUGCUGCCUUUCACUCCUUUCCUUGACAUGGAGCAGCCUUGCCAUGUCCCACCAGGCUUCUGUCUUGUGUCUGCAUGUCUGGGGAGCAGAUGGGAGGGACAGUGGGGACCCUGAGCACCCCUCUGGUCUCUGCGCUUGGCGUCACCUCUCUGGGGUCCCCAGGAGCUUCCCUCUGGUCUCUGCUCUCAGUGUCAGCUCUCCAGGGUCUCCAGGCAGAUCCCUCCAGUCUCUGCUCUGGUGUCACCUCUCCUGGGGUUCCCAGGACCGUGAACAAACUCUCUGGUCUCUGCUGUGGUGUCACCUCUCCGGGGUCCCAAGGAGGAUCCCUCUGG